Paramecium sonneborni is the source of this 1129-nucleotide messenger RNA. The record is from the annotation of a GenBank genome assembly. NCBI's taxonomy places the organism in Eukaryota, Ciliophora, Oligohymenophorea, Peniculida, Parameciidae.
AUGCAACUAUAUACAUUUAUAGAUUGGUUCUUUACUAUAGCAUCUCUUUUAAUAACAAUAUUAUUAGGAAUUUAUUUGAAUGGAGCUGGAUGCCUUAUAGGAUUGUUAUUAUAUUUAAUAUACCCUGUCAUGAUAGAAUUCUCUUAUAAUCUAAUGAGUGCAAAAUAAGAAAUCAUAAUAAAAACAAUGCCUGAAAUACCAAUAGUUUAUCAUGAUGAUUACAAUAUAACUGCAUGUGGAAUUGAGAAAUGGCAUCCUUUUGAUUCCUGCAAAUAUGGAAAUGUUUAUAGAUAAAUCAGAUAAAAGAUAAAUGAUAAACAUUUGACUCCUGAAAUGUUAUCAAGAGGCACAUUUCUGUUUCUAGGUAUGAGCAAAUGGUAUUUGUUCAAAAUGUGUUAUAGUGCAUAUGCUUCAACAUUAAUUGAAUUGCCUGUAUUCUUUUUACCAGGUGCUUUUCUAAGAUCAUGUCUCUUAGAUUCAAUGCUUCUCGCAACUAGUGGUAGUAUUUAUGCUGCCAGAUUAGCAUUAGAAAAAGGUUGGGCUAUCAAUUUAAGUGGAGGUUAUCAUCAUGCCUCACUAAAUAAUGGUGGUGGGUAUAUUAUAUAUUUUAUUCUUUCAGUUUUUGUAUUUAUCCUGAUAUCACUUUAGUUGUUAACUACCUUAAAAAAUAUCGCAAUUUAAAUAAAAUUGUCAUCAUAGAUUUAGAUGCACAUUAAGGUAAUGGAUAUCAAAGAGAUUUCCAUCAUGAUUCUUCAGUAUAUAUAAUUGAUUUUUAUAACCCAUAUAUAUAUCCUGGAGAUCAUGAAGCUGAAUAAGCUAUUGAUUGUUCUGUACAUAUAGAUAGAGAUACAACAGAUGAACAAUAUAUUAAAUUACUUUAAAAAAAUCUUGAAAAACAUCUUUAAAAUGAUAUGCAAUUCAUUAUUUAUAAUGCUGGAACUGAUAUUAUGGCAGGAGAUCCUCUUGGAAAUUGUUGCAUCUCUCCUGCAGGAAUUUAAAGAAGAGAUGAAGUCGUUUUUAAAUGGGCAAAUUUUAAAAAAAUCCCCAUACUUAUGUUACUUUCUGGUGGAUACUAAAAAGAAAAUACUUUUGCAAUUGGAGAAUCUAUAUUAUAAUUAAUAACUUGAGC